Messenger RNA from Psilocybe cubensis, 1383 nucleotides. RefSeq lists its product as uncharacterized. The record is from RefSeq and is a predicted model, not a curated record. The coding region runs from base 1 to 1383 and encodes 460 amino acids. The transcript is spliced from 7 exons. NCBI's taxonomy places the organism in Eukaryota, Fungi, Basidiomycota, Agaricomycetes, Agaricales, Agrocybaceae. Gene Ontology annotation, molecular function: structural constituent of cytoskeleton; GTP binding. Gene Ontology annotation, biological process: mitotic sister chromatid segregation; mitotic spindle organization; microtubule nucleation. Gene Ontology annotation, cellular component: centrosome; gamma-tubulin complex; spindle.
AUGCCCCGAGAAAUCAUAACAUUACAACUUGGACAGUGCGGCAAUCAAGUCGGAUCGACAUUCUGGCAACGGCUAUGUACUGAACAUGGCAUCAACGAACACUGCAUUCUCGAACCAUGGGCCACAGAUGGAGGGGACAGAAAGGACGUGUUCUUCUAUCAGGCAGAUGACGAGCAAUACGUGCCGCGCUCUAUUCUCGUGGAUCUCGAACCUAGGGUGAUCAACAACAUUCUCACGUCGCCCUUUUCUCACUUAUACAACCCCGAGAACAUCUUUGUUUCCAAAGAUGGAGGUGGUGCUGGAAAUAAUUGGGCCCAAGGAUAUGCGUCAGGGGAGCGCAUUUAUGAAGAAGUCAUGGACAUGGUUGACCGGGAGGCCGAGAGCAGUGAAUCUUUAGAGGCGUUUCUUGUUCUUCAUUCAAUUGCGGGAGGGACGGGAUCUGGUCUAGGAUCCUUUAUGUUGGAGCGUCUGAACGACAGGUUUCCCAAAAAGAUAAUUCAAACUUACAGUGUGUUUCCGAACACCCAAGAAGGCGAUGUUGUCGUGCAGCCAUAUAACUCUUUACUGACGUUAAAGCGUCUUAUUGAUCAUGCAGACUCAGUCGUGGUCUUAGACAACAGUGCCAUUGCUCGCAUAGCUGCAGACAGACUUCAUACUCAAACCCCGUCCUUUGAUCAGACCAACCAGUUGAUCUCAACUGUUAUGGCCGCUAGUACACAGACUCUACGGUAUCCUUCUGCCACUCACAAUUCCCUCAUUGGCUUAGUUUCUUCUCUCAUACCCACUCCACGCUGCCAUUUUCUUAUGACAUCCUAUACCCCAUUUUCAAGCACGGAAAUUGACCAAGCUAAAACGAUACGUCGUACAACAGUGUUGGACGUCAUGCGACGCCUGCUUCAACCCAAAAAUCGAUUGAUCUCGACACACUCAUCGCCUCAGGCUUGCUACAUCUCUAACAUGAGCAUUAUCCUGGGCGAAACGUCUCCUAAGGAAAUAUCUCAAACUAUGAGCCGUAUGCGAGAACGAAAUCUUAUACCGUUUGUUCCAUGGACCCCCGCAGCUCCUCAACUUGUACCCGCUCGAAAGUCCCCGUACAGCGGCUCUAGCCAUAAAGUCAGUGGUCUGAUGCUGGCCAAUCAUACGAGCGUCGCAUCUCUUUUCAAAAAGAUGAUUGAUCAAUACGACAGAUUGAAAAAGCGCAACGCCUUCAUGGAUAUGUAUAAAAAAGAGAAGAUGUUCGAAAACAAUCUUGACGAAUUCGAUCGAGCAAGGACGGCUUGUGAAGAUACCAUGAAAGAGUAUAAAGCAUCGGAAAGCCCUGACUAUAUUGCUUAUGUGCGUGUACUAUUUGCCUUCAUUGGACCAGAACUCGGCAAACAUUAA